CCCGCCAGGCGUUGCUAUGGGGAUGGGGACCCAGCGGCCACAGCCGGCCUGGGACUGCGCCAUCCAACCAGCCAGUCACCUCUGCGGACCCGGCGCCCCUGACAGUGGGAGGUCAUGGAGCUCUCAAGCAGCUCGGAAUUGGAGGCCGGGAGGCUGAGGUGCCUGGGCCGUUGCCGGCAUUUCUUUUGGCUGGGCGUCGCCUUCGACGCGGUCGGCGCGACAGUGCUGUUCGUGGGGAUCUUCUCCGACCUCAUCUUCUAUGACUUGCUGCUCUACCUGGGUUCCAUCAUCAUCUUCCUCAGCCUCCUCUGGUGGGUCUUCUGGUACACCAGCAACAUCGAAUUGAGUCCCGAAGACACAUGGAAGAGGCCCAUCCACAUGGGCGCGCUGAGCCAGCAAGUGUCGCUCACCUUAAACAUUACCGGCAACUUGGCGCAGGUCCGGGUCCGACGGGGCCAGCGCCGCAGGAGACUCCUCGAAAGUGCUGCUUCCAUUCUGAGCAGGACCCUCCUCACAGUCCAGGCAUCUAAACAACUACCAAAGGAGGACCAGGACCGAGACGGAAUGACAAGUGUCAGAACCAGUAGCAAGGCUGAAGACGUGGGCCGAGAGGAUCUGGGCCCGGAACCGGAAGCUGUGCAACAUUCAGAACGAGUAAGGUUCUCUUUAUCCACUCAGAGCCAGCCGCUGCCUCCCGCCAUUGUCUCCUCUAAGAGCCUGCCCGUGGUCCCAUCGCCCUCCGUCAGUCAGCCUCUAAGGAUUUGUUAUUCCACGAGCCUGCCUACUUCGCUGGCCUCUAUGAUCCAGCCUCUAGUCACUGUUGCCUCUGAAAACCUGCCUGGUGUCCCCUUGUACUCUACAGGUCAGCCUCUGGACACUCUGGCCUCUGAUACCCAGACUGCAGCUCCCAUGGCCUCACAGAGGCAGCCCCUGGUGCAUGGGGCUGCACAGAGCCAUUUCCAGGGCUCAGGAGACUCCGAGAGGGAUUUCCAGAAUCAUUCUCUGGCCUCUCAAACUCAGCCUUUCCAAACCCAGGCUUUCCAAACCCAGGCUCUGGCCUCCCAGGUCCCUCUGACCCAGCUUACGCCAGCCUCAUUUUUUCAGACCCAACCUGUGGACCCAUGGGUCACCCUGGCUGUCCGGGACUUUCAGGCCCCGUAUAACACCCAACGGGCCCCCAUGAGCACUACUUUAGUUCAAGAGACUGAGCUCAGACAAUCUUCACAUGCCCAGGAGCCAUCGGGGGGCCAGGAACUACGCCAGGAAGUCCCUGACACUGUACCCCCACUCCCCGAGUCCCUGGCUCUAGCUACUGAGGCCCAGCAGUCAAUGCCCCAUGAGAGUGCACCUGCCCCUACCACCCAGAACAGUCGCCAUCUCUAAUACAGAAGCAGAUGCUCUGGCCUCUGCCAAAACUCACCAAUGUUUCUACAUAUUUAAGUGCCAACUUUAUAACAGUACAAAUACAUUCAUCUCAUUUUGGAAACCUCCAUCUGGAAUUUUGACCAACUCAUACCAGCAGACU
Myotis daubentonii (Daubenton's bat) is the source of this 1525-nucleotide messenger RNA. RefSeq lists its product as uncharacterized. NCBI's taxonomy places the organism in Eukaryota, Metazoa, Chordata, Mammalia, Chiroptera, Vespertilionidae. The record is from RefSeq and is a predicted model, not a curated record.